Messenger RNA from Anopheles maculipalpis, 1014 nucleotides. Its product is annotated as insulin-like growth factor-binding protein complex acid labile subunit. The record is from RefSeq and is a predicted model, not a curated record. The transcript is spliced from 2 exons. NCBI's taxonomy places the organism in Eukaryota, Metazoa, Arthropoda, Insecta, Diptera, Culicidae. Bases 1 to 1014 code for a protein of 337 amino acids. Gene Ontology annotation, molecular function: protein binding.
AUGAUCAGUGUAGUGUUUGUGCAAUUUCGCCACUUCGAAACCUCAUCAAUCGAUCAGUCGAUUUUCAACUGUUUUGAGUUAAACUCUGUACAGAGUGUACAAAUCUUAGACUCGCGUGCAUUGCUUCAAAUUAUUGUGCCCAGCAGUUUCACCAUUAAAAAGCUUGAGGUGAGAAAAACAAGGCUUCACUGGAUACACUUCCAGCCAAACGACGCCAUUACGGAGUUGAUGAUCAUGUACAGUAGCCUGGGACAGGUACCACCAUCGCUUAAGGGCUUGAAGAAUUUAAUCACCUUGCAACUGCUACAUUCCCACAUUCAGCAUCUUAAUCUAGAUUUAAUACAGUGGUGUCAUUCGUUAGAUUCGCUAGAUCUUACAUACAACAAUAUUCACACGAUCACGAGCACUAUAAACAGUGGACACAAGCGAAACCUCUUCCAGCUAAACGUAAGUCAUAAUAAGCUCAGAAUCUUAAACCUCGAGCUACUUGCGCCUCUCGGUUGGUUUAACUACGUUAAUCUCUCACACAACGCCAUAGAAUUGCUGGUUGGACGAUUCUCUAGCGCUCAUCUUUAUAAAUUAAUGCUUUCCAACAAUCGCUUUAAAACGCUCGACUUUUGUCAAUGGCAAACGAUCCCAAGUCUCCAAGUACUAUAUCUCAAUUCGAACGAACUUACGCGGAUACCGAACUGUAUGCAUCAUCUACCCUUCGUCAACUACCUGAACUUCAGCAACAAUAAGCUUAGGAACGUAAACAUGGACGUAUUUGGAGGUAUGGACGGUUUGGUGUCUUUGGAUGUGUCAGCAAAUCAAAUUUCUUUUAUUGUCUUCCGAGAGGACAAACAUCCCAAACGUCUAGAGCGACUGAUGUUGAGCAGAAACAAAAUAGAUUGUAGACAUGUAACAGAAUUUCCCUUUUGCCCGCUGGACAUUGAGUUCCAAGCGACUAAUGAUCAGAGUUCCUGGGCGCGUAACGACAAUAAGCUUAAAAAACAACUAAUAAUAGUCACUUAG